AUAAAUUAGUCCAACAUUGGGGGAAAAAUGGUGCGCGCAACAAGUUUAGGGGUGCGCGAAGGAGGAGCGUUUCUUUGUUAAGCCCAUACAAAGCCCACUCUCGAACCACUCUAAUUUCAUCGCCUUGUACCUGAAACCCUAAGGAGGCUUGUUACUGCCGACUGAAGAUUCGGUUUCAGGUCCCAUUUGCUGCAGACGGAAGAUUGGCGAAAAAUCCAAUGGGGAGAAGACCAGCAAGGUGUUACCGCCAGAUUAAGAACAAGCCAUACCCAAAGUCAAGGUACUGCCGUGGUGUGCCUGACCCAAAGAUUAGGAUCUAUGAUGUGGGGAUGAAGAAAAAGGGAGUUGAUGAGUUCCCCUUCUGCGUGCAUUUGGUCAGCUGGGAGAAGGAGAAUGUCUCGAGUGAGGCCCUUGAAGCUGCCCGAAUUGCUUGCAACAAGUAUAUGACCAAGUUUGCAGGAAAGGAUGCCUUCCAUCUUAGGGUUAGGGUUCACCCUUUCCAUGUCCUUCGUAUUAACAAGAUGUUGUCGUGUGCUGGGGCUGAUAGGCUCCAAACAGGAAUGAGGGGGGCAUUUGGCAAGCCACAGGGUGUCUGUGCUCGUGUUGCCAUUGGACAGGUUCUUUUGUCCGUUCGCUGCAAGGAUUCUAACAGUCAAAAUGCACAGGAGGCAUUGCGUCGUGCCAAGUUUAAAUUCCCUGGUCGCCAAAAGAUCAUUGUUAGCAGGAAAUGGGGUUUUACAAAGUUCAAUCGUACUGAUUAUCUAAACUACAAGAAGGAAGGCCGCAUUGUGUCUGAUGGUGUCAAUGCUAAGCUUUUGGGGUGUCAUGGACCUCUUGCAAAACGCCCACCUGGGAGAGCAUUUAUUGACGCAGCAGCUUAAAGUUUAUGUUUUGUCUCACAAGCCUCUUGAUCAGUCUAUCCGACUCUAUCCUGUAACACAUUAUGAUUUUUUCCAUUGGAGCAAAUAUAUUUAUAUAUCCUGACAUCACUUUAUGAAAUUCGGUUUUUAGUAGGUUGGUGUUUGUUUCACGGUUUUGAUUACUUUGAUGCGUUUGCAAAUUUCAAUGGUCGUGUUCUUUCCUUUUGCUUUGUCUAUUAUCUUCCUUUGAUGUUGGAAUAUAUAUGCUGGGCAAUUUACGUUCUAAACGUAAUCAUUAUUUUACUAGUUUUGGAUAUUUGUUAAAAGAGUUGUUACGUUCAACCUUAUUUCCGUUGCUUACCACUUAUUCAUAUUUUGAGCCUGUUUGUUAAUAUUGAAAUCGGC
Molecule: messenger RNA, 1265 nt
Organism: Cuscuta epithymum
Lineage: Eukaryota; Viridiplantae; Streptophyta; Magnoliopsida; Solanales; Convolvulaceae
Source: the annotation of a GenBank genome assembly